Talaromyces proteolyticus is the source of this 1518-nucleotide messenger RNA. Its product is annotated as general substrate transporter. NCBI's taxonomy places the organism in Eukaryota, Fungi, Ascomycota, Eurotiomycetes, Eurotiales, Trichocomaceae. Gene Ontology annotation, biological process: transmembrane transport; carbohydrate transport. Gene Ontology annotation, molecular function: carbohydrate:proton symporter activity. The transcript is spliced from 2 exons. The record is from RefSeq and is a predicted model, not a curated record. The coding region runs from base 1 to 1518 and encodes 505 amino acids. Gene Ontology annotation, cellular component: membrane.
AUGCCAAUUUCCCUUCUUGAUACGAAACACUGGUGGCGGCAUCAAAAUCUCCGCACGCUGAACUUGCUUAUGCUGAUCCCCCUUCUGUCGAUUUUCUCCCAAGGAUUCGACGGCUCCAUGAUGAAUGGUUUGCAGUCGGUUACACACUGGCAGACCUACUUUGGAACGCCUAAAGGUGCAGUUCUCGGCGUCUUCAACGCAGCAUAUCCUCUCGGCGGCAUCGCUGGCGUCUUUCUAAUUUCUCCCGUGGCUGAUGGCUUAGGAAGACGAAUUGGCCUGGCUACAGGAGCUGCGUUAUGCUGCAUUGGCGCUGCCCUGCAAGGAGGAUCUAUCAAUAUCGCCAUGUUCGUGAUCUCGCGUGUCAUUAUCGGAGCCGGUAGCGUGAUUGUUUCCGGUGUUGGGGCUCCAUACAUUACUGAGAUCGCCCAUCCCGCUCAACGCAGCACUGCUACUGCUCUUUUCCUAACGUUUUACUCCGUCGGAUCCAUCGUCGCUGGCUGGUGCACCUUCGGAACGUUUCGCAUUGAUGGCACUGCAUCUUGGAGAAUACCUUCGGCCCUCCAGGGCCUCCCUUCAGUGAUCCAGCUGCUUUUUAUCUGGUUUUGCCCAGAAUCGCCCCGUUGGUUGGUGAGCAAGGGACGCAACGAGGAGGCCUUGGCGUUCCUAGUCAAGUAUCACGGAGAAGGAGACCUCCAAGACCCUGUUGUCCAGUUCGAGUAUAAUGAGAUUCAAAGAACCCUCAGCGCCGAGAAGUCCACUGCACAUUCCCUGAUCUCCUUCUUGCGGGAGCUAGCCACUGGGCCAGGAAAUCGCAGAAGGCUUUUCAUCAUGAUCUGGGCUGCCAUCUGCUCACAAAUGUCGGGAAAUGCUUUUGUGUCAUACUAUCUCUCUCCGAUUCUGACUUCUGUUGGUCUCACUUCCGACUUGCAACAGACCCUUAUCAAUGCUACUUCACAGAUGCUCUCAUGGGUUAGUGCCAUUUAUUUUGCGACUCUUCCCGGAAAGCUCGGCCGUCGAACUCUCUUCUUGGGGUCUCUCUGCUUUAUGUGGGUGAUUGUUAUCUGUAUCACUGCAGGAAGUGCCAUGUUCGCCAAAGAUCAUUCCAACAAGGCAGCAGCAUAUACUGUAGUGGUGUUUCUGUAUCUGUUCUCUCCGGCCUAUAACUUCGGCUUUAAUGGGAAUCUGGGUCUCUAUAUUCCGGAGAUAUUACCCUACCAUAUCCGCACCAAAGGCCUGUCACUCUUCUAUUUUACACAGUUCUGCUUUAUGAUUCUCUCGAAUUUUACCGUCCCCAUUGGUCUGGAGAAUAUUCAGUGGCGCUUCUACAUUAUCUUUGUAUUCUGGAUUAUUGUGGAAUUCGUGGGGGUAUAUUUGUUGUUCCCAGAGACUAAGGGCCCUUCUUUAGAGGAGAUUGCAUAUAUUUUCGACGGUCCAGGCUCCAAAAUUGGAUCCAAUCCAAGGUCGGAGUUGAAGGGUAAUAUUCAGUUUGUAGAGGAUACCAACUGUGACGGAAAGUAG